Cucumis sativus (cucumber) is the source of this 2362-nucleotide messenger RNA. RefSeq names its product exocyst complex component EXO70B1. The transcript has 2 exons. Lineage: Eukaryota; Viridiplantae; Streptophyta; Magnoliopsida; Cucurbitales; Cucurbitaceae. The record is from RefSeq and is a predicted model, not a curated record. Gene Ontology annotation, biological process: exocytosis. The annotation marks the transcript as partial. Gene Ontology annotation, cellular component: exocyst. Gene Ontology annotation, molecular function: phosphatidylinositol-4,5-bisphosphate binding.
CGGCGGCGGUGGUGGGGUGGUGGUGGUGGUGGUGGUGGUGGUGGUGGUGGGGAGGAUAGAGUUAUGGCUACGGCUCAGCAGAUAUUGAAUAGCCUUAAUACUCCUAAGGAUGUUCGAGACGAUAUGCUUUUGAUCUUCUCUAGUUUUGAUAAUCGUCUUUCUAAUAUCACCAGUUUGGUCAACAGUGGGGAUUCGAAGAAAGAGGAGGAUCGAUUCGAAGCUGCUGAGAAGGUGAUUCUUCGUUGGGAUUCUGGUCAUGGAGCUUCUCGGAACUCAAUUAAUUGGGAAGACUCGCCUGAUGAGGCGGCUGAGUACUUAACUGCGGUUGAUGAUAUUAUUCAGUGGAUCGACGACUUGUCGAUUCGUUCGGAUUCUGCUGAGAUCGUCGACCGUGCUGAGAACGCGAUCCAGAUCGCUAUGUCGAGGCUUGAGGAUGAGUUUCGUCAUAUGUUGAUUCGGAGCACCGUUCCUCUCGAUGCUGACCAUCUCUACGGUUCAAUUCGUAAGGUUUCCCUUUCUUUUGCUUCACACGACAGCGAAAAAUCCGAUGAAUUUGAGUCGUUUGCUGAUACUCACCGUGGUUCCGGUAUCUAUCAUGAGCGUGGUGUCAGUUUGGGAGAUGAUUUGAGGGUUGAUUUGAUCCAUCCUGACGCCGUUGUUGAUUUGAAGGAGAUCGCCGACCGGAUGAUUCGUUCUGGAUACGAGAAAGAGUGUGUUAAUGUGUAUACUGGUGUUCGUCGGGAUGCUUUAGAUGAGUGCUUGGUGGUUCUUGGAGUUGAAAAGCUAAGUAUUGAGGAUGUUCAGAAAAUUGAUUGGAAAGUCUUAGACGAGAAGAUGAAGAAAUGGAUCCAAGCUGUUAAGGUUAGUGUUCGAGUACUUUUGACGGGGGAGAAGCGAUUGUCUGACUAUAUCUUUAGUGGGUCCGAUGAUUCUGAAGAAGUUUGCUUCAAUGAGACUGCAAAAGGGUGCAUCAGACAAUUAUUGAAUUUUGCUGAAGCCAUUGCUAUAGGGGAAAGGUCAGUGGAGAAGCUAUUCCGUAUUCUAGAUAUGUAUGAAGCUCUGGAAUACGUUUUCCCAGAAUUGCAGGCUAUGGUCACUGAUGAAUUUGUGAUUGAGGAGGCGCGAGGAGUACUUUCUAGGUUGGGAGAGGCCGCCAAAGGUACAUUUGUUGAAUUUGAGAAUGCUGUUCGGAGUGAAACUUCCAAGAAAACAAUGUUAAAUGCUGAGAUUCACCCGCUUACUCGUUAUGUCAUGAAUUACUUAACAUUGGUUGUGGUUUAUAGUAAGACUCUUGAUGCACUCUUAGAAGGUGAUGAUGAGGAUUUGCAUCAUCUAGGGGUUGAUGGUGCUGACAAUUUGGAGUUAGAAACUAUGUCGCCUCUAGGUCGUCGUUUGUUUUCAUUGAUAGCAAACCUGGAGACCAAUCUAGAGAGAAAAUCCAAACUCUAUGGUGAUGAUUCAAUACAAUAUAUAUUCCUCAUGAACAAUAUACAAUAUAUUGUGCAAAAAGUAAAAGAUUCUGAGCUUGGAAAGCUCUUGGGUGACCGCUGGGUACGUAAGCGCCGAGGCCAGGUUCGCAUAUAUGCAACAAACUAUCUUAGGGCGUCUUGGGGAAAAUUAUUAUCCUUUUUGAAGGAAGAAGGAACUGGUGGAAGCUCCAACAGUGCCCUGAAACUAGCUACUUUAAAGGAAAAAUUCAAAAAUUUCAAUGCUGGCUUUGAGGAAAUCUAUAGAGUUCAGACAGGUUGGAAGGUUCCAGAUGCUCAACUACGAGAAGAGCUCCGAAUUUCAGUGUCCGCAAAAGCUCUACCUGCCUAUCGUGCCUUCUUGGGAAGACAUGGAAGUCAGUUAGAGAAUACAAGACAUGCUGGGAGGUAUAUAAAGUACACAUCAGAUGACUUGGAAGGCUAUCUAUUGGAUUUGUUUGAAGGAUCAUCUUGUGUUAUACAUCACUUACGAAGAAAAAGUAGUUCAUAGAGAGAUACUGAACCGACUCUAUUGACAGCUUUGGUUUUUGACAAGUUUGGAUGGGGAAACAAUCAAUUUUGAAGGUCUUAUUGGUGGCAAUUUUAUAGUCUUUUAUGGCUUUUGGUUGCUUUAGUUUACCAUCUAUCUAUUGUCCUCUUAUUGAGACUUGAGAGAAACAUCUUCUAUAGCAGCUUAUCUAAAAUGGGGGAUGUUCAUAUCCUCCUUCCUUCCCAUAUUCAUGGAUGUUUUAGCCAAUGAACCAUCGACACAUAUUGUCAAGAGAAACUAUGUCUAUUCUUAUGGUCUAAGAAUGUAAAUUAGCUUGCUAUGAAUGGUAACUCUUUCUAUUGUCUUGUAAUGGUAUGAAGAUCCUACACGUGAUGACUUGGCUUCA